AUGGUUUACGACGACAGCCUGCCCGAUGAUCUCCCCUCGGCUUGCUCUGCGGCUCUGCUGGCCGACGUAGCCUGUGACCGCCUCGUGCGGGAUCUUCGCCCCGAGUUCUUCUACCGCCCUGCGUCUCUGGAGCGCAUGUGUACCUCGGGCUGCGCCGCGGCGCUGUCUUCGUGGACAGCAUCGGUCCGGUCCGCGUGCGGCGACGGCGUGAGCGUCCCCGCCGAUUUUGAGCUUCCCGCAUCGCCGGUCGUGAUUCCAGCCACUCUCGAGCACACGUUCCACUUUACGUGUCUGCGCGAGAACAACACCUUUUGCGGGCCUGUUGCCGCCUUGGCUGCCGUCUUCAGAGACCCUGGAGUCUCACCUUUCAACUAUCUCAGCGAGGCCCCGGAGGGGGCCACAGAGCCUGGCGAUUGCGAUGCUUGCAUCGCAACCAGGCUGCGCAUGCGCGCCGGAUCGCCCUAUUUCGACGGCCCCGUCGUGGCCAGCGAGUCGCUCUAUGAGAGCAUGACGUUGAGCUGUGGCAUUACGGGCAAACCGGUAACCACCACAACCAUCGACUACUCAACCAGCCAGCCGGAACCCACCCAGGCUGUGUGCGGCGGAACGCAGUAUGCGAUCCAGAGCGGCGAUGACUGCUACAGCAUCUCCAAGGCCCAGGGCGUUGGCACCGCUUGGCUUCUCGCAGACAAUAAUCUGGCCGCCUACUGUGCCGACUUCCCUACGUCAGGCAGUCUCUGUAUCACCAACAACUGCGACAUCGUGACUGUUGAAGUCAACCAGACGUGUGCCGCCAUCGCAGACGCUGCAGGCAUCACCGAGACCCAGCUCAACGCCUGGAACCCUGUCAUCAACCCCGUCUGCUCCAACAUCAACAUGAUGAACGGCACCACGCUCUGCAUCAGUCCUCCCGGGCCUCAGCUGCCUCCUCCUGUGACGACCAAUAUCCCACCAUUGACCCCGACUACGGCCGCCCCUGUGCCAAGCGAUGCUGCCGCGGGGUCAAAUAAGCCUUGCGGCCGCUGGUACGACGUCGAAGCGGGCGAUUACUGUAACCUCGUGGUCCUCAAGUUCGCCAUCUCCCUAGAGGACUUUCUCUUUCUCAACACAGGAAUCAAUGUCAACUGCACCAAUCUGUACGCGGGAGAAAGUUAUUGCGUACAGCCAGUGGGAGACAUCAAUACAUACCCUGGCCGGCCGGGUCAUGUCUCCAUCACGAUUGAUCCCAGUGCCACUUUCACCGGCGUUCCGUUCACCAUGCUCCCCAAUGCCACUGUGACGAGCUACUCGCGGCCGUACACCCCUGCGCCGCUGGCCACGGGAGUCCGCGACGACUGCGUGCACUAUUUCAAGGGCGACGACUACCAAUUCCCGUCGGACCAGAUGGGGUACUGGAAGAGCAACUGCGAGCUCGCGGCCCGCAACUACAACGCCGACUACGACAACUUUGUAGCCUGGAACGCCCUCGCCACCAACGUCACGGAUCCGGCCUGCUCUUUCGUGGCCGGUAAGCGGUACUGCGGAUCCUGGAAUCUGCAGGCCACACGCAGCGUCACCGAGACGGCUCCGGCGACGACCACGACCGGCAAUGGAGGCCCGACCCCGCCUGCGCCGACGCACUCGGGCCAGCCGGCAGACUGUGACACGUGGCACGUCGUCGUCUCGGGCGACUCGUGCCAGUCGGUUGCCGACGGCGCCGGCAUCUCGCUGAACCAGUUCUACGACUGGAACCCGGCGGUCAGCCGCGACUGCGCGACCAACUUCUGGCUCGGCCAGGCAUACUGCGUCGGCAUCUCUGGAGACGGAGGCGGCACAGCUACGACGACGUCCUCGACGACGACUUCCCAGCCGACCCCCCCAGGACCGACGCACGCUGGCCAGCCAAGUAACUGCAACAAGUGGGACAUUGUGGAAUCGGGCGAUACCUGUGGCUCCCUCGCUGAGAGCAAUGGUAUCUCGUUGAGCCAGUUCUUAGCCUGGAACCCUGCAGUUAGCAGCGACUGCGUUACCAACUUUUGGUUGGGCCAGGCAUAUUGCGUCGGCGUCUCUGGAAGCGGAACCAUAUCCACGUCGUCAUCCACGAGGACGACGACGACAAGUGCUGCCAGCUCGACUCCUCCCGCGCCCACGCACCCCGGCCAGCCAAGCGACUGCAACAAGUGGGAUGUUGUGCAGGCGGGGGAUGGGUGCGCCUCGAUGGCCCAAGACAAUGGCAUCUCGCUGGACCAGUUUUACGACUGGAACCCGGCAGUGAGCCGGGACUGCGUGACCAACUUCUGGCUUGGCCAGGCAUACUGCGUCGGCGUCUCGGGAAGCGGAAGUACACCCACACCGACCUCUACGGCGGCGGCGACGACGAGUGCCAAACCAACUCCCCCCGCGCCGACGCAUACGGGCCAGCCGAGCAACUGCAGCAAAUGGGAUGUUGUCCAGCCCGGGGAUGGUUGCGCCUCGAUGGCGCAAGACAAUGGCAUCUCGCUGAACCAGUUCUACGACUGGAACCCUGCUGUCAGCCGGGACUGUGUGACCAACUUCUGGCUCGGUCAGGCGUAUUGUGUCGGGGUUUCAUCGUGA
Molecule: messenger RNA, 2574 nt
Organism: Parathielavia appendiculata
Lineage: Eukaryota; Fungi; Ascomycota; Sordariomycetes; Sordariales; Chaetomiaceae
Product: carbohydrate-binding module family 50 protein
Exons: 4
Coding region: 1-2574 (857 amino acids)
Source: RefSeq, a predicted model, not a curated record